AUAGAAACCUAAAGCUAUAACGAGAAGGACAUAACUUUAUCAAUCUCUAGAGCCCAUUCCUGCUGUGUCGGAUUGAUAUCGUAUUGGAUACAAGAUGAGUGAUCCGGUAUUGGGUGCGAUUGGUGUAGUUCUAGGUGUUAUCUCGCUCACGUUCUGUAUCAUCCAGACAAUAGUUAUGGCCAAACUAUACAAAAGACUCUCCCAGAGCAUACAGCAGAAUACAAGGCCUGUCGAUGAGAUUUUCUCAAAAGGAAAAGGGAAUGGUGAAGAUGACCUUGAUGAAGUUCAAGAAAUAGCUGCAGUCUUUUCAGAUGAAUAUGAUGAUGUCGUAAAUCCUGGUCCGUGUAUACGGCCUGUGCCGCCACACAAACCAUUAUCAUAUCAAACAUCAAACACGAAUUCCUUAGAGAGUUAUACCAACGAUUCCGCUACAGCUGAUCACGUGUUAAUCUCCCCUUCAGUAGCCGAUCUCAAGAACAGUCUGGCAUUACCCCUCAAAAAGGUAUUUGAAAAAAGUUGCACGUUGGAUAUUCGCAACAUGAACAAAAUUCCAGAACAUCAGAAUCAGACCGUGAAGUCCAUUCGACCGCGAGCACAAACGAGUAACUCGUUGUGUAGGAGGGAAAAGGGCGUCAAGAAAGGCAAGAACACCAACUGGAAAGUCAGAACCAGAGUCUACUCUGACUACCCCUGGUUCAAAUGGAUCACCUUGUAAGAACCAUGUGGCGUAUGUCGUGACUGAGAUUGUAGAUGCCAAUGACACCAAGAAGCGGCCCAGUGUUCGGCUUCGAGAGAGUCGACCAAAGAAGAAUCUGUCAAAGACUAUUCAGAAGCAGCUUGAUGAACCAGAACCCUUUUAUUUCGGUCUAGAGCAUUCACCAGUGUGUGAAGAGGAGAGUUUCCAGGACAGGGAGCCUGUUGCUCCGAGUCGUGAGAAGAAACGUGACGCCAACAAGGGAUGGAGACAGGUAUUGCCGAUUGUGACAGAUAAGAAUAAAGUGUUUUCGUCUUGUGACGAAAACGAAAAUACUUGCGCGGUGUCGCCUGAUAAGGAUGGCCCAUCUUUCGGGAAUACAAGUGAGAAGGAUAACAAGUACAAACACAAAGUAGCCAUGAAGCCACCACCCACAAGAAAGGGCAGACCAGUUCUUGAAAAGUCAUGUAGCGUUGGUAUGCAAAGUGGUGGGAUAUGGUCUCCUAAAACUCUAGAGCGACACCGCAUGUUACUUGAUGGACCCAGUAACACGUCUCAAGAAGAUCUCGGCAGACUCAGAGCAGGUUCGCUGCGGCAACAAUUGCCAUCGCCCUACGAGUUCGUCGAAUGUCCGCCCGCGCUAUCUACUACUAGCUCGCUGGCAUGUGCCGAAGGUGUGGGAUGUUACUCUAAGAUGGUUAGACCACACGACGGUCGGAGGCGUGCUUCAUCCACCGGUUCGUCUGACUUUGCAGGAAGGCAAAGUGAUAAAUCAUACAAUAAACUUAUGAUAGGUGUAUAGGAUCACCAAUGCCUUGGAGUGUCGUACUUAAAAUUUGUCACAAACAGCAGUCUAAUACAAAUAUUAUAAUGGUAUCAGAAUGAGUUUAUUAUUUUAAUGAAUUACCGACACUACCAGGAGAGUAAACGUAAACUUGACUUUUUCCUACAUGUAUUUUCAUUCUUAUGUUGAUACCUUUCAUAGAAAUUGGGAGGGAUGAUGGAACAACUGAAUCAGGAUUACAAUUUUCGAAAAUGAAAGACAUGUCACUUGCCUAAAUACGUUAUUUGUUAUAUCGAAAACCUAACCUUUUUAAAAGGAAUGUUCACCUCUCAAGAGAAUUUUGAAUUAUCGGUGGUGAUAUCAUGUGAUAGUAAAGGCAUAUUGUGCCACCAACAUGUAUGCACACUUUCAUAUUCUCCAUUCUUUGUGGUAUAUACAGGUGCCAUUUUGGGGGCAACUUUGAUUAUGCUAUCAUUUACUUUUAGUCCCCCAAACGUUCCGUUAAUGUUAUUUUAAUCAAUCGAAAUGCACAUACAACCCCUUUAAUUCACAGUGACAUGAUUUUAACUGAUUAAAUUAGAUUAUCUAAAUAAUGAGCAUGUUACAUUUGGCUUGGGUUAAAAAAUAUAGCUGUGGAAUAAUAAUACCAUUACAGUUGGGUACGCUAUACACUCUAAGAAAAAAGGUGCAAAA
Strongylocentrotus purpuratus (purple sea urchin) is the source of this 2171-nucleotide messenger RNA. RefSeq lists its product as uncharacterized. The transcript has 4 exons. NCBI's taxonomy places the organism in Eukaryota, Metazoa, Echinodermata, Echinoidea, Camarodonta, Strongylocentrotidae. The record is from RefSeq and is a predicted model, not a curated record. Bases 95 to 715 code for a protein of 206 amino acids.